Molecule: messenger RNA, 201 nt
Organism: Miscanthus lutarioriparius
Lineage: Eukaryota; Viridiplantae; Streptophyta; Magnoliopsida; Poales; Poaceae
Source: the annotation of a GenBank genome assembly
AUGGCAGCUAAAUCAAGAGCCAUCCCCAUCGUGUUCCUGGUCUUUUGUGUUGUCUUUGCAGCUGCAGUUGACAGCGACGAGGUGCCUGCGUCGUUCGAUGUGCUGCUGCAGCUGCAGCCUGAGAAAGCUGCCAGGCUACGACUGCUUCACUCUUUGCACAGCCGUAUGCUUUGCAGCGGGGUUCCCUGGAGAUUACUGUGA